Molecule: messenger RNA, 1790 nt
Organism: Microcebus murinus (gray mouse lemur)
Lineage: Eukaryota; Metazoa; Chordata; Mammalia; Primates; Cheirogaleidae
Source: RefSeq, a predicted model, not a curated record
GACAGAGCACACACACAGUUUUGGGUGACAACCUUUGCAACUCUGAGAAUUACAGGUUGGAUUGUGCAAUAUACCCUUGGUACCAUUAAAAGCCAGAAAGGCAGAGAAAGAGGAGGACUUAAGGGAAAAUCAGGACAGGUUAAGGAAGGACAUGAAAAAAGAAAGCUGCCUGUCAUGCUAAGAUUUACAGACAUCCUGCCAAAAUGUUUUCUUCAAAGCCCAGACUUGUCGUACCUUAUGGCCUCAAGACUCUGCUCGAGGGAGUUAGCAGAGCCAUUCUCAAAACCAAGCCACCGAAUAUCACCCAGUUCGCAGCAGUUUAUUUUAAAGAACUUAUUGUGUUUAGAGAAGGGAAUACUUCUCUGGAUAUAAAAGAUCUGGUUAAACAAUUUCAUCAGGUUACAGUAGAGAAGUGGUCAGAAGGAAUGAUACAAGGGAAGAAACCGGAAUGUGUAAAAGAACUUGGAGGAACAUCUGCAGUUUCUCAAGCGCCUACACGGAUGGAAAAAUCUACAGACACAGAGGAGGACAAUAUAGCUGGACUACUAUUUAGCAACAAAACCACUCAGUUUCCAUCAGUUAAUGCUGAGUUCUUAGAGUCUGAGAGCACACCUGAAGCAGUUUGUGGUCCGUCUUCUAAACCAACCACCCCUAAGACUGCUAGCCCACCCUCAUCACCACCUCCAGCAGAUGUCUCUCCAGAGUAUGCCUAUGUCCCAGCUGACCCAGCUCAGUUUGCUGCUCAGAUGUUAGGUAAAGUUUCAUCUACUCAUUCUGAUCAAUCUGACGUUUUAAUGGUGGAUGUGGCAACCAGUAUGCCUGCUAUCAAGGAGGCACUGAGCUCAGAGCCUGAUGAAGAUGUCAUGGUGGCCUCUUCUGAGUAUUCUAGAGAGGUGGUAGCAAUGCGGGUUGUAGAUUCGGGUCCUAAACCUAAAGGCGAUAAGGCUGAACCAUCAACGGCUUCCUCAUUCCCCUUGCAGGAUGAACAAGAACCUCCUGCUUACAAUCAAGCUCCUGAGGUCUCUUUUCAGGCUGAGAGUAAGGUUACAUCAGCCGUUUGUAUAUCAUCUGUCUAUAACAAUCAGCCUGUGAUUGGAGGAGUUGUUUAUGUUGAGCAAAUGCCAGAACAAAUACUUAUCCCCUUUUCUGAUCAAGUUGCUUGCCUUAAAGAAAAUGAGCAGUCACCACCAGUUAGUUCCAAACCUGUAGUACAAAAGACAACCUCAGGCACGUCUAAAAAAUCUGUAGAGUCUGUAAAACUUGUACAUGUGGAGGAGAAGGCAAUAUAUGAUUCCUCAGUACAUGUGGAGGCAGAAGCUACAGUUCUGCUCUCUGACACUUAUGUGAAAGAUCUGCCUGAGGUAGCUGCACAAUCCCUGGAUGCAGAGGGCUCCAUCAAAAUAGGCUCUGAAAAAUCUCUGCACCUUGAAGUGGAGAUCAUUUCGAUGGUCGAUGAAAAAACUGGGCAGGAGGAGGCAGGGGAAAACUCUGCACCCUGGGAGAAGGAGGUCAAACCUGGGGAAGAGGCAGAUUUUCCAGAAGGUCUCAGUGCACCAGAAGAGGAAGCAGCACCUGACAAGGUUUGAUGAAGCAAGCAAUAGCAGCAAGCGAAGCAGGACAACCACCACCAUAUUCUAACAUGUGGACCCUUUAUUGUCUAACUGACAUGAAUCAACAGAGUCGCCCAUCACCACCACCUGCACCUGGGCCUUUCCCCCAGGCAACCUUCUAUUUAUCUAAUUCUAAGGAUCCACAGUUUCUGCAGCAUCCACCAAAAGUCACUUCUCCAA